Messenger RNA from Fusarium fujikuroi IMI 58289, 1584 nucleotides. RefSeq lists its product as uncharacterized. The transcript is spliced from 3 exons. The coding region runs from base 1 to 1584 and encodes 527 amino acids. NCBI's taxonomy places the organism in Eukaryota, Fungi, Ascomycota, Sordariomycetes, Hypocreales, Nectriaceae. Gene Ontology annotation, molecular function: zinc ion binding; DNA-binding transcription factor activity, RNA polymerase II-specific. Gene Ontology annotation, biological process: regulation of DNA-templated transcription. The record is from RefSeq and is a predicted model, not a curated record.
AUGGUAGGUGUCCCGAGGAGCACUGGAUGCCGACUUUGCAGAACCAGGAAGGUCAAAUGUGAUACCCUCAAGCCGUCCUGCGGCAACUGCAUCAAAUAUGGAGCAGAGUGUCCAGGCUAUUCUCGUGGCCUGAAGUUUGUCGAUGAGAAGCAUCAGAUUCGACAACGCGGCAGGCGACAGGGCAAAAGCGAACAAGUGUCGACCAGUUCCUCUUCCAGCACAACGGGCUCUGAUAUCGCUAUAUCAGACUCAGAAACAUGGUCUCUCGUUAGGCCCUCGCCAACCCUGCUGAGGCUGGAGUUACCAAGAGGGCCACUGCUACUCAACAUGAUAGAGUCGUCCACUAACUACACUCGGUCCACCGAUGUCUUUAUACUCUUAUCAUGGUUGAACAUUGAUCGUCUAGGAAAGCGGGCUCUGCUCGACGGGGCUAUUUGUUCUUUUGCUCUACAUCUGACUGGCAAAGCAAACUCCAAUGCCGACCUGGUCGCCAAAAGCAGAACCAUAUAUGGCUUGGCACUCACUGAGUUGCAGGCCGCUCUGCAACACUCCACAGAGUGGAAGGCAUCUGAGACCUUAUGCGCUGCUAUACUCUUGUGUUACUUUGAGCUGUUUGCUGGGACAGCAGUCCCAGAUACUUGGAUCCAACAUGCCAAAGGCAUUGGAACUCUAAUGGAGCAGCGAGGGCCAGCAGCUCAUGCUGAAGGCUGGGACGCAGCUAUGCUCCUCUCAUGCCGUGGUAUUCUUGUAUGUCCCACGUUUCUCCUUGACUACUGCAACAAGGCAAAGGAUAAGGAACUCGCAUUAUCUCCAGGUCAAGUGACAGAGCUUUGCGAAUGUCUUCCAACUAUAAGCGAUAUGUUCUAUCCCGGAAAGGACCAAUUGUUCCUGUCGAGGCCAGCAUGGAGGCAUGUCACGUCUGAUGGCGGUAGACGUCUCAUCUAUGCUCCUGACGCCCCGAUUGAGCACAUCCGCGUCGGUGAUGGCUUCCUUGCAAACCUGGCCCAGCUCACGCCUAUUUUGCAUGGGGCUUAUCUUCUGAGAGAAGCUAACAAGGCUGGCAUGUUUGUUGAGCCUGACAAAAUCUCCGCCUUGGCCCACCUAGCCACCGUGGAACAUGCCAGAUUCGCGCGAUGGUUCGACGAUUUCGACGUGCUUGAGUUUCCAAGACCGGUCGAGGUUCUGCCAACCGACCCGGCGAAUUCGUUGUUCGGGACAGUGCUGGAACACAAGUCGGCAGCAGCCGGGUCCUUACUCUUGGGGUACUGGGCAAGUAUGCUCAUCCUAGAAGAGACACUGGUCGAGUGCGGGACACCGCGAGCUAACUCGGAGAUAUCCAUCCGGUACUUCGUGGAACGGAUAUUGCGGUCGGUAGAAUCUGUGGGACGAGGCACCAUGGGGCCAUAUCGAAUUGGGUUCGCCAUACGGAUCGUGUAUGAGUUCGCUACCGGGCAAGAACAGAGGUGGAUUGCCAGCAUGUUGGAUAAGUUCUCACAAGGGUAUGCUGCAAUUGACAAGAAGACAUACCCUAAGCCUAAGGACGAUGAUGCUCAGCCAACGCGGUUUGUUCAGUCUACAGCUUAG